Molecule: messenger RNA, 623 nt
Organism: Triticum dicoccoides
Lineage: Eukaryota; Viridiplantae; Streptophyta; Magnoliopsida; Poales; Poaceae
Product: histone H3.2
Exons: 1
Coding region: 76-486 (136 amino acids)
Cellular component (GO): nucleosome
Molecular function (GO): protein heterodimerization activity; structural constituent of chromatin; DNA binding
Source: RefSeq, a predicted model, not a curated record
GACCACACCACAGCUCAAAUCCCACGCAGGCGAAGCACCCACUCAAACCCUAGCCUCCUCCCCACUCCAUCUCCGAUGGCCCGCACGAAGCAGACGGCGCGCAAGUCCACCGGCGGCAAGGCGCCGAGGAAGCAGCUGGCGACCAAGGCGGCGCGCAAGUCGGCCCCGGCCACCGGCGGCGUGAAGAAGCCCCACCGCUUCCGCCCGGGCACCGUGGCGCUCCGGGAGAUCCGCAAGUACCAGAAGAGCACGGAGCUGCUUAUCCGCAAGCUCCCCUUCCAGCGCCUGGUGAGGGAGAUAGCGCAGGACUUCAAGACCGACCUCAGGUUCCAGUCCUCCGCCGUCUCCGCCCUGCAGGAGGCCGCCGAGGCGUAUCUGGUGGGGCUCUUCGAGGACACCAACCUGUGCGCCAUCCACGCCAAGCGCGUCACCAUCAUGCCCAAGGACAUCCAGCUCGCCCGCCGCAUCCGUGGGGAGCGCGCCUAGGUUUGGCCGUAGCAGUUCGUGUCUUGCGAUCUGGUUGUACUAAGGAAAUGUGCUGGGUUUCUCUGUAGUGUUGAUAAGCUUUCCAGAUGUUCUGACGCUGAAAUGAAAUGGUAAUGAAAAGUUCAGUUAUCUUUUGA